GAACGCAAAGGCAGAGAGGUCAGGAGGAGGAGAAACCACGUGUGAUUACCAUGUCCAGCUUUGACUUUCCUUCCUCUGUAGACUUGUUUUUGUAAGAUCGUACCCUCUGCAUGUAGCUGGCUAGCCCGUUAGCUAAAGAAGGAGCGUUUCACAGAUUCAUAUAGCAAUUUUGAACAACGGAUUUCUGUUGCCACUUUUGAGCUAACUAGCUGCCACACUGACAGCCAAAUAAUGGUGAGCAAGACGGAUGACAUCCCGGCGUCAGUACCCAACUGUAAUGUUAACACAGUUGAUCUUGCAGGAGAGACGCCAGACCGCAAAGAGACUACCAAGGCACCACACAAGGACCCUUGUGCUUGUGGUAAGCAACUAGCUAACGUUAGUUACGUAGUUAUCAAGUUUGAUAGCAGAGACUAUCCUGCAAAAUGUUAAAGCUGUAUCGUAAUGCUAGGUAACUAAUGUUAACUAGCUUAGCAGCGGCAUCGGUUGAAAACUAUACAAAAGUGUGCACAUAGUACUGUUAGCUAGCUAACGUUAGCAAGCUAGCUGCACACAUGCAUAGUUAAUUCAAAGUAGUCAUCUCAUCUGUCAAUGAGUUGAUUAGUCUGCUAGCAAACUACCUAAACAUGCAGUAAUGGGCCUCAGGAUUAAACAGUUUUCUAUAACCAAGAUGAGUCAAAUCUCAAUUCAAUCAUGACAGCUAGCUACACCAUCCAUUCAAGCUUGCUUGAGCUGUUGAACUUGCUAACUAGAUAGUAGUUGUGUUGGCUAACUUAACGUUAGCAUGUUGCUAAGUGGUUAGCUCAGGCUAUAUCAAGAGAGUUUGGCUAACAAUUAAAUAACUCUUAGUAUUUAGAUAAUGAGAAGAUUGUAGCCAGAUAAGCUGUUAGCUCACUAGCUGUAUGUCAAAGACACAACCCUUGUUGUAUGGCUGACUUGAUGCAGCUUGUUAACGUUAGCUAGCUAGCUAGCUAGCUUAGAUAUAGUUAGCUUGGGUAGCUAGUAGCAACGCAGCCAGCGGCGAUGCUGGCUUGUUGUAGAAAAAUGGUUGAUAUAAAUGUGAUUAUAGAAAUAGUCGUAUGUGUGUAUCCAGUGUCUUAACAGUGUAGUGCGAGCACCUCACGUCCUGACGCACAUGGGACCACAGCUGUUCUGUACCUGCAUGCAAGAACGAAGGGACUGAAGGUCACCUUCAGUGGAACUGCACAUUUCAAGAGAACAGAGGGGUUCUAAUCGAUGUGAAGUAAUUUCACACGCCGUUUUCUAUCAAUAGAAACGUAUUUGUUUCAGUUAGUCCACCAAAUGUAUGCUAUUGUUGUGACCUAGUAAUAUCGAAGUGACUAGAUCACCAAUGUCCCCGUUAGCUGGCGUGAUACCUUCCCCCCCCCCCUGUUCAGAACUGGAGAGGUUGGCUGUUCCUCGACCGGGAAGCGGAAGCUGGCCCUUUGAGAAAAGUCAUGGUGCAUGCACGGUGAGAGAAGGUUAUACUUGAGACAUUCUGGGUCAUACAACCGGUAAGUGUCGUUUAAACAAACCGAUAUUCAUUGCUCGCCACCGAUCGCUCGCAUCGUAUAAAGUAUUGAUGAUCGAGACAGUCACAUGACGUACUACUGGUAUAGGUUUGCUGAAUGUAUGGCCACUGUUGAAAUUACACAACCUUAUGUAGCCUUCACGACAAUGCCACAGCUUUCAGUGUCACAUUUGACAGGACCUUGAGUUGCAUGCAUAGACGCCUGUAUUGCCACGACUAUAACGUUACACACAAUAUAGUUAGUUCAGCUGUGAAACUUUGGAUAGGUCUCACCAUUGUCACAAUUAUUGAGUGACAACUGUACUUGCAUCUGUAGAGAUUUUCAUUGAUUGUAGGGACUCAUUUUGUCACAGCCAGUGACUGUAAUGUGUAAUAACAUGUAAUUUGUAUCAGAAUACUACUCUUUAUUCCAGGUAUUUGUAGGUAUGUCAUUUUUAAUCAAUUAUUUGCAUUUGCUUAUGCAGCUUAUUAUUUUGAGACAUAAACUUAACGUUUAUGUACCAAUCAAUAUUUGUUGGAAGAUGAGAAGCAUAUUUUUAAUUGGCUAGCCUACACCUAGACUAGAGCUUCGUAUGUGUAGCACGUGCCAUCAUGCUAUCAUGCUUUCUUCUAGUGAAUAUACGUUCAUAUUGAUGGACAAAGUGUUUGUCCAUUAUAGAGCUUUUGUCUGUUGGCAACCUUUGUCAGCUAUUGACAUAUUCAUUCACAACUCCAUAGGUAACAAAUUAUCAUUACCAACAAAAUCAUUAUUGACCCCUAAACCACUUUCCUAUUCUUAUCGGCACUUCAAGAUACUAUCACCUCCUUGAUUAGCUUUCUAAUGAAACUCACCUCUCAUUUAAGAGAAGCCUGCUGGACUGGACAAAUGCCUUAGGCCUAAUUAGAGCCAGUUGGAUAACUACCAAGACACUGAGCUGUGUAUCCUGCAGUACUGACAGUAUUGUGACAGACAGCACAUGGCAGACUGAUGGGGGUUGAGGGUAGCAGGGGGUGAAGGGAUCUGUUAGCGAUUGUAACCUAAGGGGCUUAAAUGCUCCUCAAGGGUGAAGAGGUGACCUUUGUAGUCCUCAGGUCACUGUCCAAACUCUCCACACCCUCCCCUCUAGCCCCCUGUCAUCUCUUGUAACGUUUUACUAAUUUAUAUAUAUCCGAAUAUUUAGGCAAGUUAGCUGGCUAAAUCCUUGAUCCUGCUUUGUAGUUUACCCUGCAGUUCUGAGGUCACAUAUAACAACCCAUUCUAAAACAUAUCAACACGCUUAAGACAGAGGAGUCUGGGCCUCCUGUAGCUCAGUUGGUAGAGCAUGGCGCUUGCAACGCCAGUGUUGUGGGUUCGAUUCCCACGGGGGGCCAGUAUGAAAAAUGUAUGCACUCACUAAAACUGUAAGUCGCUCUGGAUAAGAGCGUCUGCUAAAUGACUAAAAAUGUAAAAAAUGAGUCAUUUGACUGGUUAUGAGACCUCCCUGCAAAGAUAUAUGCAUGACUCUGCAGGAAAGCUUUUCCCUCCCUGCUCUCUAUCAAUCUAUCAAAAGAAGGUUGCCAUCUUGUGGUGUAAUAAAUCUAUCUAUGUUGGGCUUUGUAAAAAAACAACAACCUUGCUCUGUGUCCCCCCCCCAAAUGCUGUCUGUUUGGUUUCUUGUUGCCCUGUAGGCCCACCAUGUCAAGGUCCGCCAUGUCAAGUGGAUGGUGAAUUAAUUAAUCUUUAGUUGAAGCAAGAACAGCGCUCAGUUCGUGGUAAACCUUGAGCAGAGAUAUAACAGCUUACAACAGACAGGGCAGCAUGGAGACUAGUGGCUAGCUCUCUGGAUUAGUAGGCCUAGUGGUCUUUCACAAUUUUGAUUGAAUAAGAGCGUUAGUAGUGAUCAAGACAUUCACACCUCGAGGAAAUGGUGAAAUGAUUCUUGAUCUCUUGUAGCCCGCUUCUUUCUAUUAUUUGCCUGAUUGGUCUCUUUCGUCUUCCUUUCCAUGCUAUCAGACCCUUCCCAUGCUAUCAGGGACCUAACUCUUUGACCAACUGCCCUGAAAGAGCCUUAUCCUGGCGUUAGGAUACGUUUGGUUACUGUACAACCUGAGGAGUGAGGCUAGGAUACUAAUGGUGGCACUGGAUGGGGUGUGUGGGGGUUGUUUUGUCUAACUGGUUUAACUGAAUGCUGGUCUGACUGGAGGCCUUCUGCCCCCUCCCCCCUCAAUGAUUUACAUGUUCAGAAGGAUCAGAGCUGCUUGCUUGGAGGAAAAAUGUUGAUUAUUAUACAUUUCGUCUGGUUAAGGUUGGUCUUGUGGUUGUCACACUCUAUUAAGAUAAAUAUUUCUUAUUUAAAUAGGCAAAGCCUUCAGUUGGAGAAUCUGUAUCUGUAGACACCACCUUACCUUCAGGCUCUGAUCAGACCCUACACCCAAACAAGGGCACUACGUUCAUCCACCUCUGGCCUGCUAGCCCCCCUACCUCUACGGAAGAACAGUUCCCGCUCAGCCCAGUCAAAGCUAUUCGCUGCUCUGGCACCCCAAUGGUGGAACAAGCACCCCCACAACGCCAGGACAGCGGAGUCACUGACCACCUUCCGGAGACACUUGAAACCCUACCUCUUUAAGGAAUACCUGGAAUAGUAUAAAAGUAAUCCUUCUACCCCCCCCUCCCCCACCCCCCCCAUAAAAAAAAAAAUAUAUAUACAAAUAAAGUGGUUGUCCCACUGGCUAUCAUAAGUUGAACGCACCUAUUUGUAAGUCGCUCUGGAUAAGAGCGUCUGCUAAAUUACGUAAAUGUAAAUGUAGGCCUAACUCACCCACCUAGGCCAGAAUAUGCAUGCCAGUAUGACAGAAGUACUGCAGCAGUUUGCAGAUUCUGCUUUCACUUCCCUCCAUAUCUUCAUGCCCUAAUAGACUGCAGCUCUGAAGGGUUUGGCUCUUUGGGAAAAGUUGUAGUGAUAAAAUUGUAAUUUGUUGUGACACCUGCUGCCCUCUUCAUUUACAUUUUAGUCAUUUAGCAGACGCUCUUAUCCAGAGCGACUUACAGUUAGUGAGUGCAUACAUUUUGUUCAUACAUUUUUCAUCCGUGAAUUGUGACCAACGACAUUAAUCUCUCCUGUCUACACUACACACAGUGACAUGAAGGCUCAACCUCAACAAGUUUAGUUAGGCUCUAAGUUUUGAGUAAUGCAGAAGGUUGUGUAAUAUUGGACCCCUACCCUAUCACCUGACCCCUCGUGCUCUGUUCCGCUGCUGUUGGGCCAAGUGGGUCUGUUUUGCAAUUAUUAGGCUACAUGUUUGCUUCAGCUUUCGGAAUACUGUCUGGCACUUUGCCUUGCUACUGGCUCUUUUGUACCCUUACCUUCUCAGUGCUGAUUGGAUAUCAUUGGCAGCCGGUAUUCAUAUACACCAUUAUUUGCAGGCAUUUCCACUACCUCCUCAAUUCCACUUGAGAAACUAAAACUGUUUAAAUGUUAAUUAAAUUGAUGCGAGUCAAGUACCACAUAUAAUUUUUGUAGGAGCUACAGAAAUAGUCAAACUGAGCUGAAAAGUGCAUCUUGAAUAAAGCAGAGGGCCUUGAAUGACUCCCGCUGUGUGUUUGUGACCACUCUAAGAAAAAUGCAAUCGCUAGGGCAUUGAUGUAAGAAUGAAUGGAGAGAUGAAGAGUGACUUGGACCAGACCAGAAGUAGGGCACCAAAGGGGAGAACCAGAGUAACUGAUGGAACCUUAUAAAAUCUGUCUGCUUCUACAACAGGGCAGGAGGAGCAGUGACUGGAGACACUUGAGGUCACUGUAUCUGUUCCUAAAACACAGUUGAUCCCUUCCUUCACCUCCCUCCCUUCUGACCUACAGAAACAUUAUCCCUUGGCUCCUAUUGUAUGUUCAAGUCUAUUCUCCUUACUCUUUCUUUGUAGUCUGUCUUCUCUCGUAGCAUUGACCAGUUGUUGGUAAAGGCUGUUGUGUUUGCUAUUCAGAGCGUGAUGAGUCUCUUUCAUUCUCGCUUUUUCAUUCCCUCCCCCUCUUUCUCUCCCCCCCUCUCUUUUUCUAUUUCUCUAUCUCUCUCAAUUCAAUUCAAUUUCAAUUUAAGGGCUUUAUUGGCAUGGGAAACGUAUGUUAACAUUGCCAAAGCAAGUGAAGUAGAUAGUAAACAAAAGUGAAAUAAACAAUAAAUAUUAACAGUAAACAUUACAUCUCUCUCUCUCUCUCUCUCUCUCUCUUUUACUGUAGAUUCCCCCUACCCCCACCCCAGCUGUUUCCCCCCCAACCACCCCCUCUAUGUGUUAACCCUGACACUGUGUUACCCUUGACGUUGAACAAGGGCGCGCUGGUUGCAGUUGUCUGGGAGAGAAAACAGCCCCUUCACACUGCAGGCCCCACUAGUUGAUAUUUAUGUAUGUAGCCUUUCCUCUUGGCAACCCAACCCACACCAUUCAAAUUAGUUGUACUUUUUUAUGAAUGUCAAUUCUUUUUAAACUGAGGUAAAUAGGAAACAUGACUGCUACACCUAGAGGUGUUUCCACAGUUACAAUGCCUUGUGCCAGUGAGGCACCUAAUGAGGUCAAGGAGGAUGCACUCAUUCUGUAAGUGGAGAUGGAUACAUACACACAAGGGUGAGGGGAGGAUUUGUGUGGGUGACUCUAUUUUCCUUUCACACUUUCUAGUACAGUUCCUUGUUGUGGACCUUGGGAGUCUGGUGCCCAAUGUGGAGAAGGCCAAAGGCACCAGGCAAACCACUAGCUUUUAUGUUCUGUACAAGAGUCUGAAUGAUGGUUAAGAACUCCAGGUUGAGAGAAGCAGACCAUGGUAACCUGUAUACCCCUGCCUCACAUGGCAAAAGCUGGAGAUCUUGUUUUCUGUGCUAAUUGGAUCCUAUUGUUCUCCUUGGAUCCUAUAAGUCGCCAACUUGGCACUGUAGACAAUGCCCUUUAGGAGUAAUCUAAUCUGACAACACGCACUACUUUGUUUGCUAACUGGAGGCUUAUUAUCCUUAUUAAUUUGGAUAUGUGUCACUCUGCCAUGGCAACGCCCUCUCUACCCAUCUGUCCAAUCAGAUAACAAGCAACAUUGAAUGUCUCCUUCUGUUCAAUCACAGGGCACAGUGCAGACACAGCGGUGAUGAACGGGGGCGGGGCCCACGAUCAUUCGGAGGAGGAGUCCAAGCAGGAUGGGGGUGGUGACACGGACGGUGGAGAGGAUUCUAACGAACAGGAAGUGAUUGUGAUUCAGGAUACAGGUUUCACCGUGAAGAUCCAGGCACCCGGGACGGAGCCUUUUGACCUCCAGGUACAGUACAUACUUAGACAGCCCAACAGCCGGUCCCAAUUUGCUGACCACCCCUUGACCCGCCUAAUCCUUCGAUGUCUGCAGAUCUGUUAGGUGUAAGCAAUAUAGUGGAUGGAAGAUCCACCAGCACACCGCUUAUACCUAUCCAUAGUCUUCAGAUCUGCAAACAUCGAAGGGUUAGGGACAAGGUGGAGAGGUAGGGACCAAAUUGGGACUAGCUGUACGACCAAACACUGUCAGUCUCUAUUGCUAUAAGAUGUUAACCCCCACCCACUCCCCCAGGUUUCACCCCAGGAGAUGGUGCAGGAGAUCCACCAGGUGUUGAUGGACCGUGAGGACACCUGCCAUCGUACCUGUUUCUCCCUGCAGCUGGACGGCAACGUGCUGGAUAACUUUGCUGAGCUCAAAUCCAUCGAGGGCCUGCAGGAGGGCUCCCUGCUCAAAGUAGUGGAAGGUAGGACUUGGUGUUUUGGAUAUGUUCUAAAGUCAACCCCUAGCCCUAGACUUUAUUGAUCUUAAAGCCUAAGGAUUGUAUAGGUGUAAGAUCUCCUCCUAGUUCACUUCCUAUAGUGUCUCCUAGACUGUAGACUGUCCGUAGAUUGCAUAAAUUAUAAUGUAAUGGCUGUCCUCUCUGUAUGCUCUCCCCAGAGCCCUACACAGUGCGUGAGGCCCGUAUCCACGUGCGUCACAUCAGAGACCUGCUGAAAAGCCUGGACCCGUCUGAUGCCUACAACGGAGUGGACUGCAACUCCCUCUCCUUCCUCAGCGUCUUCACCGACGGGGACCUGGGAGGUGUGUGUGUUUGCGUAUCAAUUUGUUUAUUUGCGUGUGUGUUUUGGUGGGUCUGUCAACGAGAAUUGGGGUGAGAGAUAUUUCAGUCGGUAUUCUGAGGUAUCCAGUCGCCUUUGUCCUACAUAUUAAUGUGUAUGUAUGUGUCCUAGGCAGCAGGCUAUACAAAUCUUUGGUCUAGCUGCAUUAGUCUGACCUGUGACCUUGUCUCCUCCUCUGCAGACAGUGGUAAGCGGAAGAAGAAAGGCAGUGAGCUGGAGCAGAUAGACUGUACCCCUCCAGAACACAUCCUGCCUGGCAGCAAAGAGCGCCCCCUGCUGCCCCUCCAGCCACAGAACAAGGACUGGAAGGUAAUAAUUAUGGUAAUUAUGGUGAUUUUAGCAAACACUUUUAUCCAAAGAGACAUACAGUUCGUAGUGGACACAUAUUUCAUAUUUGUGGCCUAUGCAGGAAUCAAAACCCACAACCCUGGUGUUGCCAGCAAGCUAAUCAUGAUCAUUCUAAUGCCGUCUCAGUUACAUGGAUUGUGUAUCUCUGUGAUAUUGUCUGACAGUUCAAAACAUGUCACAUUCUUCAAGAAGUGUGUCCAUUUGUAGUUUACUGGCUUCUGCUCCAACCUUUGAUCUGCUUGUAGGAGCCAUUUUUUAAUAGCUGACUGAUUUGCCAGACUUACUCAAGCCUGGCACUAGUACACUUUUUCCUAGAAUAAGUAAACGUGGUUGUAGAAUAAAGGGUAAGAUUAGUUAAGUAACCAUAAAGUGCAGAUGAAGUAAUCAGUCUAUGACCCUUUUCCAAUAUCCACACUAGCACACCACAAGUCUUAAGUUCCAUUCCAAUGUCCAUAUCUGAUUCCCCUUCUCUCUCUGUAGCCCAUGCAAUGCCUGAAGGUCCUGACUAUGAGUGGCUGGAACCCCCCUCCUGGCAACAGGAAGAUGCAUGGUGAUCUCAUGUACCUGUAUAUGGUGACUGUUGAGGAGAGACACAUCAGUAUCACCGCCUCUACACGUGGCUUCUACCUCAACCAGUGAGUCUGGCUUUCCCUGUUUCUCAUUAGACUUAACGAAUACUGUUUUCACACUACUGAGCUGAGCCAAACGGAGCUGUAUUGUGUUGGCCUGAUUACUGAUUACCAGUUGCUGGAACUGUACUGGAAAGUGAGAAAGGAAAAUAUCAGAGCCAGCACAGUAUGGUUAGGUUUGGCUAGAUGGUGUGAAAAAGUGUCAGAGAGUUGACCAUAAUGAGAGAUGACCAUGGUGUUGUGUUCCAGGUCGACCACCUACACCUUCAACCCCAAGCCAGCCAACCCCAGCUUCCUGAGCCACUCGUUGGUUGAGCUGCUGAGCCAGAUAAGCCCUGCCUUCAAGAAGAACUUCACUGCCCUGCAGAAGAAAAGGUAAGUGGCCUACACUAACCAAAAUGAACUGUGUUUUUUAUUAGUUGCUGUGUAGUGGGGGGAAAACAUAUACUGAUAAGCAUACAAUUAUUAGUCGUUAUCAGAAAUGUAUAUUUUUUCAGAGCUAACAAUAUUAGCCAGGCAGUUUUCUUGAUAAUUCUGGUCAUUACUUCUGAGGAAUACUCCCACUGUGAUACGUGGCUAAUUUGGUUUCUGAUUGCCUGCAGGGUCCAGCGCCAUCCGUUUGAGAGGAUAGCCACGCCUUUCCAGGUGUACAGUUGGACCGCCCCCCAGGUGGACCACACCAUGGACUGUGUCAGAGCUGAAGACGCUUACACCUCUCGUCUGGGCUAUGAGGAACAUAUCCCUGGACAGGUACACACGCUGUACACCUCGUGCCUAGGCUACGAGGAACACAUACAUGGACAUGUCCACACACACCAAUAAUAGUCAGGUUUUUAGAGUCAGUGUAACAUGGGGUCUCUGUGUUAUUUAUUCAGACGCGAGACUGGAAUGAGGAGCUGCAGACAACCAGAGAGCUGGCCCGAAAGAAUCUGCCUGAACGCCUGCUGAGAGAGAGGGCCAUCUUCAAGGUGAGCCAGCCUAGAGCAGUAGUUGAAGCCCAACUCCUUUCCACUCUUCUGUCUCCUGCACUCUUUCUCGCUUAUUUGCUUUCUCCAGUGAGCUUCGGUCAUCGAUUCUCCUCUUGAAACACCCUCCUUUCUGCUCCGUUUCUCUGUUUACGUCUAUAUCCUGUAGUGUGCACAGACUAUUACGCUUCUUUUCAUCCUCUACAUCAGGACUGCCCAACACUGUUGCUGGAGAGCUACAGUCCUGUAGGUUUUUGCUCCAACCCUAAUCUAGCGCACCUGAUUCUAAUAAUUAACAGGUUGAUAAGAUGAAUCAGGUUAGUAACACCUGGGUUUGGAGCGAAGACCUACAGGAGGGUAGCUCUCCAGGAACCGGGUUGGGAAACCCUGCUCUACAUCUUUAAGCAUUUAUUCUCUAACCCUCCUCUCUCCCUCCCCUCUCCCUCUCUCCAGGUCCACAGUGACUUUGCGGCUGCUGCCACUCGUGGUUCCAUGGCGGUGAUCGACGGCAACGUAAUGGCCAUCAACCCUGGCGAGGAGACGCGUAUGCAGAUGUUUAUCUGGAACAACAUCUUCUUCUCCCUGGGCUUCGAUGUCCGCGACCACUACCGUGAGCUGGGCGGGGACGCUGCCGCGCACGCUGCUCCCACCAACGACCUCAACGGUGUCCGGGCUUACGGGGCCGUAGACGUGGAGGGACUGUACACCCUGGGGACAGUGGUGGUGGACUAUCGUGGUUACCGUGUCACGGCCCAGUCGAUCAUCCCUGGUAUUCUGGAGAGAGAGCAGGAGCAGAGCGUUAUCUACGGGUCUAUCGACUUUGGGAAGACAGUGGUGUCUCAUGGGAAGUACCUGGAGCUGCUGGAGAGGACCAGUCGACCACUGAAGGUGAGGAGGAGGAUAUCAUGAUGAUAAUGCCAGUUUCAUGCUUUAUUUUUAAAUCUGCUAAUUGUUUGGGAUUUACUUUAUUUGUCAGUACAGAGUAAGCAAACUUAAAUAUGUUUUGUAGAACUGUAUAAUUUGUUGAACUGUUUUUCUUCACUGCACUGGCCUACAGACAUUCAAUGUACAGUUGAAGUUGGAAGUUUACAUGCACCUUAGCCAAAUACAUUUAAAGACAGUUUUUCACAAUUCUUGACAUUUAAUCCUAGUAAAAGUUCCCUGUCUUAGGUCAGUUAGGAUCAACACUUUAUUUUAAGAAUGUGAAAUGUCAGAAUAAUAGUAGAGAUAAUUAUUUAUUUCAGCUUUUAUUUCUUUCAUCACAUUCCCAGUGGGUCAGAAGUUUACAUUCACUCAAUUAGUAUUUGGUAGCAUUGCCUUUAAAUUGUUUAACUUGGGUCAAUCUUUUCGGGUAGCCUUCCACAAGCUUCCCAACAUAGGUUGGGUGAAUUUUGGCCCAUUCCUCCUGACAGAGCUGGUGUAACUGAGUCAGGUUUGUAGGCCUCCUUGCUCGCACACGCUUUUUCAGUUCUGCCCACACAUUUUCUAUAGGAUUGAGGUCAGGGCUUUGUGAUGGCCACUCCAAUACCUUCACUUUGUUGUCCUUAAGCCAUUUUGCCACACCUUGGGGUCAUUGUCCAUUUGGAAGACCCAAUAGCGACCAAGCUUUAACUUCCUGACUGAUGACUUGAGAUGUUGCUUUUAUAUAUCCACAUAAUUUUCCUUCCUCAUGAUGCCAUCUAUUUUGUGAAGUGCACCAGGCCCUCCUGCAGCAAAGUACCCCCACAGCAUGAUGCUGCCACCCCCGUGCUUCACAGUUGGGAUGGUGUUCUUCGGCUUGCAAGCAUCCACCUUUUUCCUCCAAACAUAACGAUGGUCAUUAUGGCCAAACAGUUCUAUUUUUGUUUAAUCAGACCAGAGGACAUUUCUCCAAAAAGUAGGAUCUUUGUCCCCAUGUGCAGUUGCAAACCGUAGUUUGGCUUUUUUCAAUUGUGGUUUUGGAGCCGUGGCUUCUUCCUUGCUGAGCGGCCUUUCAGGUUAUGUCAAUAUAGGACUCGUUUUACUGUGGAUAUAGAUACUUUUGUACCUGUUUCCUCCAGCAUCUUCACAAGGUCCUUUGCUGCUGUUCUGGAAUUGAUUUGCGCUUUUCGCACCAAAGUACGUUUAUCUCUAGGAGACAGAACGCGUCUCCUUCCUGAGCGGUAUGACGGCUGCGUGGUCCCAUGGUGUUUAUACUUGCGUACUAUUGUUUGUACAGAUGAACGUGGUACCUUCAGGCGUUUGGAAAUUGCUCCCAAGGAUGAACCAGACUUGUGGAGGUCUGCAAUUUUUUUUCUGAGUUCUUGGCUGAUUUCUUUUGAUUUUCCCAUGAUGUCAAGCAAAGAGGCACUGAGUUUGAAGGUAGGCCUUGAAAUACAUCCACAAGUACACCUCCAAUUGACUCAAAUUAUGUCAAUUAGCCUAUCAGAAGCUUCUAAAGCCAUGACAUCAUUUUCUGGAAUUUUCCAAGCUGUUUAAAGUCAUAGUCAACUUAGUGUAUGUAAACUUCUGACCCACUGGAAUUGUGAUACAGUGAAAUAAUCUGUCUGUAAACAAUUGUUGGAAAGAUGACUUGUGUCAUGCACAAAGUAGAUGUCCUAACCGACUGGCCAAAACUAUAGUUUGUUAACAAGGAAUUUGUGGACUCCAACCUAUGCGUAUGUAAACUUCCGACUUCAACUGUAUAUCGACUGCCAUGCCACAAAACCUGCCAUACUGUGGUUAUCACAUUCUCUCUUUCAUAAUAUAACUGACUCUCCCACCCCCAGGUCCAGAGGCACGAUGUGCUGAAUGAGAAGGAUGAGUCUGUGGAGCUGUGUUCCUCUGUUGAGUGUAAGGGCAUAAUUGGCAAUGAUGGACGCCACUACAUCCUGGACCUUCUGAGGACCUUCCCCCCCGACCUGAACUUCCUGCCUGUGGAAGGGGAGGAGCUUUCCCCUGAGAGUGUGAGACAGGGUUUCCCCCGCCAGCACCGCCACCGUCUGGCCUGCCUCCGACAGGAGCUCAUCGAGGCCUUCGUCGAGCACAGGUACUGUAGGGUGCUUUAGGGAGGCGUUUUAAUUGUGUAUGUGCCAUGGGUAUAGCAUGGAGACUCUACCUUUUACAUACAUACACAUACAUGUGUUUUGGUGGUUACUUAUGGGCUUCCUUGGUUGUUUGUGUGCCAUCGAUAGGGUACUGAGGCCCUCGGUAUGUCCCUCAAGAUGGUAAUUUGAUGUUCCCUUUAGUGUAUGAUUGGGUCUGUGCACAUUUGAAUGCUCACGUAACUGACUAUGCCCCACCCCCUCAGGGAUAAUAAAGAUUCUGUACUCUACUCCUCAGGUACCUCCUCUUCAUGAAGAUGGCAGCGCUCCAGCUGAUGCAGCAGAAAGCCAACAAGGAGAGCAAGAUGGCCGCCCUGACAGAGAACAGCAGCCCCGAGGCAGCCGUUCCAGCCCUGCCCUCCACAGAGACCCCUGAUGCCUCGGCCGAGUCCUCAGAAACUUCCACAGAAACCCUCACUGACGGCAACUCAGACGCAGCCCAGACGGAGACCACCUCCACCUCUGAUGCCCCUCAGGCAGCAGCAACAGAAGCCACCACCACAGAAGCAGCCCCCAAGGCAGAACCAGCAACAGAAACAGACAGUCUCGCUGCUGCAUCAACAACAACCACUAAUGCCUCCCAGGCAACCCCUACAGAGGAUAAUGUGGUUCCCAUGGUGACCACCAAUGGGCCGUUGUUGCCCAUUGCCACGGCGAUUCAGAACGGGGAGUGCGAGAGCCCUCUGGAGGGUAAGGCUGAGGAUAGUAUCCUGGGCUUAGCCCAGGCCAAAGAGCUGGCUGAGUCCUUAGCCGCGGAAGACGGAUCCGGUAUUGGUAUGUCCAAACCAUUGCAGGGUAGAGAAAGACUGGGGAAAUUCAGUCGGUGGAGAAAUGCUUUUAAAGAAGAGGUCUCUUUAUUUGCAUCAUAGACUUGCAUUUAGAAUGGUGUGUGCGAGAGUGUAUGUGUGGUUUUUCAUCUGUAUGCGAGAGUGUUUAUCCAUGGUUCCGCUAAGAAGACUUCUUAAUGCUGGUGUCUUAGUUGCUUCUCUCCACCUGGCUUAGUGUCCCUGUCCAGUUCUUAGCCUCCUAUGGGGUGAGCAUGGACCCCAGUAACAUCACUAGCAGUGUGGGAUAUAGCAACCCAAUAACCACAGAUCUCUCCAGUUGAUUUCCCAUUGGCUGGUGUGACAAUUAAUCAAAGGGAUUGUGACUUCAGAAAGAAGGAAGGAAUCCUUGGUUGUGUGUGGGAUGGCAGGAGUUGGCUCCUGGUCCUACUGCCUGCUUGACAAUACCUCUAAUGACAAGGUGGUUUGAGGUUAUUUAACUAAGAUCUGCAACAGUGUGGUGGUUUUCAACUCAAAAUGGACUUGCAUGUAGGCAUUGGGCGAAAGAUGAUAGUAGUGCUUUUGGGGAACUUACCCCAUAUCAUUUUGAUUUGAGUUGCCCAGGUAACUUGUUAUAUUGAUAUUCAUUAAACAUCUCUCUCCUCCUCCCCUGAUCUCUCCAACCCCUCCCUGACUUGUCUCCAUCAAGACCCUAAAAGCCGAGAGGUGGUCCUCAACGCCUGCAAGGCUGUGGGUUCCAUCAGCAACACCUCCUUCGACAUCCGCUUCAACCCAGACAUCUUCUCUCCAGGUAGGAAACUGUCACUUUAUGUUGGUGGAUGAUGUAGUGCAUUUAGGAGAGGUUUGGUGUGGCAGCUGGCUCUGCUGUACAGUACUCAUUUUUAUAAUGCAUAGUAUUUUUGGGUAUCGAUUUCUGGUACCUCCAAAGCUCUUCACUGGAAUUGCCAUAUUUCCGCAUUCAUGAAACUAAAGCGUAAUAAAAGACUAUUGCAUGCUAUACUGACACUCAUUCCCCCCCAAAAAUUCUGAUGUCUCUCCCCCAGGAGUGCGUUUCCCUGAGGACAGUGCGGAUGACAUUCAGAAACAGAAGCAGCUGUUGAAGGAUGCUGCAGCCUUCCUGGUGUCCUGUCAGAUCCCAUCUCUGGUAAGUUUCAGGGCAGCAACAUAGUACCACGCACAAGCAGUAAUUACCUUCACUAUAUUACAACAUAUUUACUUACAUCUCUGUAUCACUAGCGUUUGUGUUUGUCUAGCUAUUUGUGGGUGUGUGGGUUGGUGUGUUUGUUUGGUUAUUUGUAUUUUGUUGUGUGUGGUAAUUUCUUACAUUGUAUGUGGUAAUUUAUUUUACUUAUGUCUCUCCCUCCAGGUGAAGGACUGUCUGGACCACAGUGCUCUGCCCAUGGAUGGAGCCACGCUGUCCGAGGCACUGCACCAGAGGGGCAUCAACGUGCGUUACCUAGGCAACGUGCUGGAGUUCGUGGACAAGACCCCAGCCAAGGCACAGCUGGAGCACUUCUAUGUAAGCCUGAACCCCUGACCUCCAUAAGAUCUUGAGGACUGACUGAGGAGAAUUAUAAUGAAGGGCAAUGAUAUCAUUAUGCUAAUAAUGCUAACCUUCUAGACCAGGGGUGUCAAACUCAUUUUAGCUCAGGGGCCACAUGGAGGAAAAUCUAUUCCCAAGUGGGCCGGACCGGAAAAAUCAUGGUAUAUAUAACUUAAAAACAACAACUUCAGAUAGUUUUCUUUGUUUUAAUACGAUCAACAUACAACAUAAAGCUGGAGCCUGAGGACAGUGUGUCCAAAAUAGUACAAGCACAACAUCACUAUUAAUCAUAAAACACGUCAAGUUUAUUUGAAAAUUCUAAAGAAAAUACACACAAACACACAAUGCCUCAGUGAUUCACAGAAGUAUAUCACAGAUCACAGAACUAUAUCAGGGUGUCAUUUCUCAGGCAGAAAUGUAGAUAAAAAUAAUGAAAUCCUGUUCCCCAAACAAGUGCAAGAACCACAGAGUCAAGAAUAGGUUAAAUAUACAAAUAAAAUAAAAACAAUUAAAAACAAUAGCACAUCAACAUAAAAACAUAUAAACAUAAAUCUGAAAGCAUUGCUCAAACUCCCGUAACAGUCCCGUUAUUUUAUCUUUGAACCGCUUCAUGUCUGCCACAUGUUGGGUCGCGCACACAUUUUUCAGACAGGGGAAGUGAGCUGCAUCAUCACCGGCAAGUUGCGUCUCCCACAAUGACAGCUUCAACUUGAAAGAACGUAUGCUGUCAUAAUACUGCGUGACAACUUUGUUGCGCCCUUGCAGCUGUUUGUUCAAGUUAUUCAGGAGCUCUGUAACAUCCACCAUAAAUGCAAGGUCCUGCAUCCAUUCUGCGGAAUGAAAUUCUAACACUGGUUUGCCCUUUUCUUCCAUGAACUGUUCAAUUUCUUCUCGUAAAUCAAAGAAACGCCUCAGCACAGCACCUCGGCUUAAACAUCUUACCUCAGUGUGGUAUGGCAGGCCAUAGAUGUGGUCUUUCUCUCUGAGAAGGCUGUCAAACUGACGGUGAUUCAGGCUUCUGGAUCGGAUGAAAUUAACAGUUUGGAUGACCACCUUCAUGACGUUAUCCAUCUUUAAUGACUUGCAACACAAAGCCUCCUGGUGCAAAAUACAGUGAAAAGUCAAAAAAUCACGUCCUCCAUUUGCAGAUUGCACUUUCUCUCUGAACUUUGUCACAACGCCUGCUUUUUUCCCGAUCAUUGAGGGCGCACCAUCUGUAGCCAGGCUGACAGCGCGGGACCAGUCCACUCAGACCCUGUCCAGCGCGCCGACGAGUGCGGUAAAAAUAUCAGCUGCUGUCGUUGUAUCUGUCAUCGGCACCAACUCCACGAACUCCUCGUGACGGUCAAUGUGUCCUCAACUCCGCGGAUGAAAAUGGCCAGUUGUGCAACAUCUGUAAUGUCCGUGCUUUCAUCAAUUGCAACCGAAAACGCAAUAAAUGACUUUACUUUUUGCUUCAACUGGCUGUCCAAAUCCACUGAAAGAUCGGAAAUCCUGUCUGCAACUGUGUUUCUUGUCAGGCUGAUAUUUGCAAAAGCCUGCCGCUUUUCAGGGCACACAAUCUCCGCUGCCUUCAUCAUGCAUGUUUUUACAAAUUCACCCUCACUAAAUGGUUUUGAAGCCACUGCGAUUUCAUUAGCAAUGAGGUAGCUAGCUUUCACUGCAGCGUCACUGAUGUCUCGGCUGUGAGUAAACACAGACUGCUGUUUCUUCAGACCCGCCAACAGUUCAUUCACCUUCUCUCAUCUCCGCUGUCCUUGAAAGUUGUCAUAUUUGUCGGCAUGAAGACUCACAUAGUGGCGACGAAGGUUAUAUUCUUUCAGCACUGCAACACACCAAACAUACAGCUUUCCCAUUCAAUUCAGUGAAUAAAUAGGAUGACCAUUUUUCUUGGAACACUCUGCACUCUGCGUCCACUUUUCUCUUUUUUGACAGAGACAUAUUGGGGCAAUGAGGGUGCCAAAGCACAUAAUGUUAAAAGUAGAAGCCGUAAUAAAUAUCGCGGGCAAAACAAAGUAGCUCAUUGGCUGCACGUGCUUGACCUACUUGCUCUUCCCCGGUAUAAACAGUUUGCUUGCUUAACUCAAUUGCUAUUGCGCCAUCCAGUGGACGCAAUUGGAACAGCAGUUUAUUUUAUUGAAAAAUUGCAGCGCAUUUUUAUACUUUACAAAAUAAUUUUUUAUUUGUAUUUAUUUUUUUCAAAAUCAUCUCGCGGGCCGGAUUAAACCCGUUUGCGGGCCUGAUCCGGCCCGCGGGCCCGGACGUUUGACACCCCUGUUCUAGACUGUUCUAGACAGAGUGCAGGUCAAUGCAUAAAGAUUAAUCUGCAUUCAGCUUGUUUCCUUUUUCUUAAAUGGUUUCGUAUCUCUUCUGUUCUGAAGAGAAUAGGUAUCAGCGAGUUGAUCACCAGAUGUGCGAAACAUAUCUUCAAGACAUACCUCCAGGUGAGUGCUAUUUUUCAAGCAAUGAUUGUUGUAGAAUUAUGAUGUACUUAGGAUGACACAGAUAUUUGCUAUUUAUUUGUCUCCCUAAGAAAUGGAUUAAAUAUGAGAACAAUAGACUAUGUACUCCGUCUCCCAGGGUGUGGAGUUGUCGGCCCUCUCCGCCGCUGUCAGCCACUUCCUCAACUGCUUCCUGUCCUCCUUCCCCGAUGCCGUGGCACACCUGCCUGCCGACGAGCUUGUAUCGCGCCGCAAGAACCGUAAACGUCGUAACCGCGUCCCGGGGGGAGGGGACAACACGGCGUGGGCCAGCCUGACACCCAGCGAGCUGUGGAAAAACAUAGUCUCUGAGGCCCAGAGCUACUACCACUUCACCCUGCACUGGUGGGUGGGAAUUAGGGUUGAUGUUGGCACAAUAGUAGGCUUGAUGUUAGCACACUAUACUAACAAGCUACCACUUCGGCCUGCACUGGUGAGUGCGCUUGGGUUAAAGUUGGUGUAUGUUUUCCUAAAAACAUGCAUCUUUCUACAGCGAGAAUGCCGACCAGGUAGUGGAGAAAUACGGCCUUCAGAAGAUCACCCUGCUCAGAGAAAUCUCCAUCAAAGCUGGCAUCCAGGUAACUCCCAUCAAUCCCUAUUUAGACUAGGUGCAAUUUUCAACAUAUUGUAUACAUCUGUCCAAUACCUUCAGAUCUACAGAAAUGCCUAGGGAGUAGGGGCCAGGGGUCAAAUUGUACUUCAAAAUUAACGAUGUCACGUUUUUAACCCUCCCCCUCCUAACACGCUUCCUGUGUCUCCUGCCUCCCUGCGUUUCUAGAUCCUGAUAAAGGAGUAUAACUUUGACAGUCGCCACAAGCCUGCCUUCACAGAGGAGGACAUCCUUAACAUCUUCCCUGUGGUGAAGCACGUCAACCCCAAGGCCUCAGAUGCCUUCCACUUCUUCCAGAGUGGACAGGCCAAGGUCCAGCAAGGUGAGGCUACUAGACCUGGAUCAGCAUGGGCCGGAACAGAAUGGGUACUCCUAGUGCUAGAGACAUACAGUACAUACAACACUACUCACACUUAUAAUGCAACUCGCACACACACCUUCUACAGGUCCAGCCAGGUGAGGUGGGUACCAGUCCUGCUAGGCAGGAUCAGCGUGGGUCUUCCUAGUGCUGGAGACAUACAGUACAUGCGACACACACACACACACACACACACACACACCUUCCACUUCUUCCAGAGCGGAUAGGCCAAGGACCAGCAAGGUGAGGUGGAUACCAGUCCUGCUGGGCAGGAUCAGCAUGGGUGCUCCUAGUGCUAACAGAUAUGCAAAUGAAGCUCUACUCACACAUGCAACACACACACACGAAAGCUGAAAAAUGUUUCCUUCCUCCCCAUACAAACCAUGCAAAAGCACUAUUACAUACAAAUAUUCAUGCAACAAUGCAACUCUCUGAACCCAUUCACAUUACUUUCUGUUGCAUUGUACAACGAUUGUGGAAGCCUGAGUUGUUAACCAGGUCUCUGUGCUCUCUGUGUGCAGGUUACCUGAAGGAGGGCUGUGAGUUGAUCAACGAGGCUCUGAACCUGUUCAACAACGUGUACGGGGCCAUGCACGUAGAGAUCUGUGCCUGCCUGCGUCUGCUGGCUCGCCUCAACUACAUCAUGGGAGACCACCACGAGGUAUGCUGCUCUAGACAUAAUACACACACAUUUUAUAUUCUUCUCACACAUGAGAACAAAUGGCCACAGCAAUUCCAGUGAAACAGUCCUGACUCGUCUUCUCUGUCCAUAGGCUCUCAGUAACCAACAGAAGGCUGUCUUGAUGAGUGAGAGAGUGCUGGGCAUUGAGCACCCCAACACUAUCCAGGAAUAUGUACGUAUCCAGGAAAAUUACAGUUUUUCAAAAAUAUGUUCUUGUUUCAUCAUAAAAUGUAUUUCAGUCCAUGUUAACUGUUUCUAAAUGCCUCUGGUUGCUUUCUCCCCCCAGAUGCACUUGGCUCUGUACUGCUUUGCCAAUGGUCAGCUGUCCACUGCCCUGAAGCUGCUAUACCGUGCCCGCUACCUCAUGCUGAUGGUAUGUGGGGAGGACCACCCCGAGAUGGCGCUGCUAGAUGUGAGUGGGCCAUAGUAUUUCAUUUAUUUUCUUUUGAUUGAAACCAUCCUGUGUGUGUAUAUGUCACCACGUUAACGCUGAAGUUAUGUACCAUUUUUGUGUAACCCUUUCAGGUGUGUUUGUGUGUGACCUUUAUUAAAUCAGUUCUCCUUACACCUGUUCUCCCUGUGGUCCCGGGUCUCCUCCUGUAGAGUAACAUUGGCCUGGUGCUGCACGGAGUAAUGGAGUACGACCUGUCUCUGAGGUUCCUGGAGAAUGCCUUGGCCAUCAACUCCAAAUACCACGGACACCGCUCCCUCAAAGUAGCCCUCAGGUAAGUACAAGGGAGAGUUAUUCCUUGAGUGACUGAACAUCUGUUUCAGUAUAUUAACUGAUUUCCUGUUAUAUACUCUAGUUUGUGUUAUCUUCAGUUGAUUUAAUGCAAAUCAAAUGUUCUUCUGCAGUCAUCAUCUGGUUGCGAGGGUUUACGAGAGCAAGGCAGAGUUCCGCUCUGCGCUCCAGCAUGAAAAGGAGGGCUACACCAUCUACAAAAACCAGGUAAGAUCUACAUCUACAGUACACAAAGCUCUACACGUCCUCUCUUCAGAAGUGGCUUAAGAACAUUUGCUGAAAUAAGAAUAUGUCCUAGAUUACCAACAACUGAUAUUAGUUUUUAAGCUUUUUCUUUCUCACUUUCUUUCCCUCCAUCUCCUCUCAGGUGGGAGAGGCCCACGAGAAGACUAAAGAGAGCUCAGAGUACCUGAAGUACCUCACACAGCAGGCUGUGGCUCUGCAGAGAACCAUGAAUGAGAUCUACAAGAAUGGCUCCAACGCCAGCAUCAUGCCACUCAAGGUAUGUGGCUUAGGGCCUAGCUAUGGUUUCAUAUGGGUUUCAAAGGGCCUUGUAUUGUCCCCAGAUGAUAACAUACCUGCGUCUGUAGAUUAUGCUUUCAAAUGUAUUGUGGGUGUUAGUUUCAUAGUACAGUGUGUCAUUUUGUUGGUUUCCACCACUUUUUCCAGUUCACAGCACCCAGUAUGGCGAGUGUUCUAGAGCAGCUCAAUAUCAUCAACGGCAUCAUCUUUAUACCCCUCAGGUAAAGUGAAGUAGCACCUUAUUUUUACAGUUUGAGUUGAAAAUAGAAACCUGUCAGCACCCAGUACUGACCUCUGUGGAAUUCCAUCCCCUCUUAAAAAUAUAAAUGUGUCAGGGCUCAACAUUAACCCCUGUGGUAUCCCAACCCGUUUCCUCUGCAGCCAAAAGGACUUGGAGAACCUGAAGGCAGAGGUCCAGCGGCGGCAGCUGCUUCAGGAGUCAGGGAAGAGUGUGGGGGAGCUCACUGUGGACAGUCCACUAGAGCUAGACGACAAAAUACCCAUGGACGUUAACGUUGAUUAACGUCAAACCCUCCACACCACACUACUUUCUGCAAGGGAGAGGACGUGAUGCAACAGCCAUCUCCUUGAAUGAGCAUGUGGACCCGAGAACUGAGCUGUCUAAAAAAUCUACAAUAAAAACAAAAGGGGUGAGGGAUUGUUCGGGGCAGUCAAAGAGAAACAUCUAUGUAUACAGUAGGUAUAGAGUUUAUAAGAGGAGCUUCAAGGAGUAACACAGCAGGAGUUACAGUAUAUACAGUGGUAGGAGAAUAUAGAAUCCAUGUUAACAUGUUCAAUCUGAAAGCCUGCAGCCUCGAGCUUUGGUAAAGAAACAGAACGAAUGUCAACUUGAUAUCUGCUGCUGUGUAAGUGUGUGUGGCUGUGUGUGAGAGAAGGCGACCAAGGACGACCAUGACAUUGUAUUACCAGAGCCUUAUCCACUGUUCAUCCAACUCCACAUCAACCAACUGUUCCCCCUACCCAAGGACCACUCUUUACCCCUCCAAAACUCCUGAAAGAGCCACUGAGGCAACUAGGGCUUCCAGUUUCACCAUGGCCCCAUUUUGCCUCGAAAUAACUUCUAACACCCUGUCCCAAAACUCAGGGGAUUUUUUUUACUGUGUGCUAGGUGAGAUUAAGAAACAGUCAUUAAAAUUAAGAGAUUUCUCUGUUUUGGGCAACAGAAUGUAAACUCCCUUCUCUUGCGUUUAGUCUUGUUAAUCCUCACCAAUCACCCAUUUACUCUUGAGUGUCCCCAAUGGUCAGUCAAAAACGAUUUGUAUUUCAUGGUUUUAUCCCAGGUGGGUGGCUGCUGUGUUCCUUGGAUCUAUCGCAGCAAAACAGGCUAUGACGCAUGUGAGCUCUCAAUCAAUCUUUUGAUUGUUACACCUUUUUUCAGUAAAAAUUCAUCUUUUUGUAAAAGCAAAAUGGUAAGGGGGGGGGACUACAUUUUUAGGUAUGUCAAUUAUCCAUUCAUUUAAAGGUAGAGUCAGCGAUAUGAUGUAGGUGCACAAAGUAAACGGCGUAGUGGGUCAAUUUCCGCAACAACUAAGAGCGUUGAAGCACGAGGCUAAACUCACCCACUGUUUUGGUCCCGUACCUACCACACUCGAACAGUGUGAAGCGAACCCAUGCACAUGUGCUGAUACUGUGUGGGAGCGAAGU
Molecule: messenger RNA, 21997 nt
Organism: Coregonus sp. 'balchen'
Lineage: Eukaryota; Metazoa; Chordata; Actinopteri; Salmoniformes; Salmonidae
Source: the annotation of a GenBank genome assembly